UACUUUAGACCAUAAUUUGGAUAAACCUGACCUUCAGCUGAAAUUAAUCCAUGUGACUUGCCUCAGCUUCAAGGGCACUAACAUAAACAUAUGCAUGCAUGUAUUACCCUAUAAAUGCCAGUGAAAUUUUGUAACAACGGUAUCCGAAAACAAUAUUUCGUAGGGUUUGCAAAAUUACAACAGUUUUUGGGAAACUAAAAUGGCUACUAACAAUGCAUAUCACUUGCCACACCUCUUUGUCUCGUGUUUACUAACUACUUUGUUUUGCUUCUGUGAGUUCUGCUACUGUUUCCACCCCAAACAAGCUAUGAAUUUGUCAACUGCGGCGGUCGAAUGGUCACCUGCAGAAAUUCCGAAGUACCAAAAGAAAAGAAAAUGGUCGCCCGCUGGUGCAACUUGGUACGGCAGUCCUGAUGGAGCUGGAAGUGAUGGAGGAGCUUGUGGAUAUGGAGAUGCAGUGUCAAAGCCUCCUUUCAAUUCCAUGAUUACAGCUAUUAGCCCAUCUCUCUACAAAUCCGGCAAAGGAUGUGGAGCUUGUUACCAGGUGAAAUGUACGACGAACCCGUCGUGUUCAGGCAAUCCGGUGAGGGUGGUGGUAACAGAUCUUUGCCCCGGAGGCCCCUGCGUGCCGGAGUCGAUUCAUUUUGAUCUAAGUGGGACUGCAUUUGGUGCCUUAGCAAAGCCUGGUGAACAAGACAAGCUCCGUGGUGCAGGAGUCCUGCAAAUUGAACAUGCACGUGUUCCAUGCGAUUACGCAGGAACUACCAUAGCCUUCCGGGUUGACCCGGGGUCGAACCCUUACUACUUCGCGGUAGCACCUCAAUUCGAAGAGGCGGAUGGUGAUCUUGCUAGCGUUGAUCUAAAGGAAGCUACGUCAACUACUGCUGGACCAGAUGAAUGGAAACCCAUGCAGCAAUCUUGGGGUGCUGUUUGGAAGCUCGAAUCCGGGUCGGCAUUACAAGCUCCUUUUUCUAUCCGGUUGACGUCCGGUAACACCGGCAGGAUCCUCGUGGCAAACGACGUGAUACCAGCUGGUUGGCAGCCUGGUGCUAUUUAUCCAUCCUUGGUUAACUACCUUUGAUUUGGGAUUCGGAUGCAGAAUUCGUACUUGGUGGUUGUUUGCGAGAAUCGAAUUAUGUAAACAAUAAAGUGGUGAUUGUGUGGUUUAGACUAAAAUAAUAAUAAUAAUAAUGCAUGUAAGCUACAAGAUGUAGCUGCUUUUUUUCUCCAAAUUAAUUAAUGAAAUAGUCUCCAU
Molecule: messenger RNA, 1255 nt
Organism: Rhododendron vialii
Lineage: Eukaryota; Viridiplantae; Streptophyta; Magnoliopsida; Ericales; Ericaceae
Product: expansin-B18-like
Exons: 4
Coding region: 200-1081 (293 amino acids)
Biological process (GO): sexual reproduction
Cellular component (GO): extracellular region
Source: RefSeq, a predicted model, not a curated record